This is a messenger RNA of Canis lupus familiaris (dog), 1727 nucleotides long. It is a transcript of the gene P2RX4, whose product is annotated as purinergic receptor P2X 4. NCBI's taxonomy places the organism in Eukaryota, Metazoa, Chordata, Mammalia, Carnivora, Canidae. The transcript has 12 exons. Gene Ontology annotation, biological process: monoatomic cation transmembrane transport; response to ATP. The coding region runs from base 43 to 1209 and encodes 388 amino acids. Gene Ontology annotation, cellular component: nuclear inner membrane; plasma membrane. The record is from RefSeq and is a predicted model, not a curated record. Gene Ontology annotation, molecular function: extracellularly ATP-gated monoatomic cation channel activity; purinergic nucleotide receptor activity; ATP binding.
GGGCGCAGAGCUCGGAGCCGGGCGGCGCGGCGGCGGCGUGCCAUGGCGGGCUGCUGCGCGGCGCUGGCCCCCUUCCUGUUCGAGUACGACACGCCGCGCAUCGUGCUCAUCCGCAGCCGUAAAGUGGGGCUCAUGAACCGGGCCGUGCAGCUGCUCAUCCUGGCCUACGUCAUCGGGUGGGUGUUUGUGUGGGAAAAAGGCUACCAGGAAACAGAUUCUGUGGUCAGCUCAGUUACUACCAAAGCCAAAGGCGUGACUGUAACCAACACUUCGAUACUUGGAUUCCGGGUCUGGGAUGUGGCGGAUUAUGUGGUUCCAGUUCAGGAAGAAAACUCCCUCUUCAUCAUGACCAACAUGAUCAUUACCUUGAACCAGACCCAGGGCCUCUGUCCUGAGCUUCCAGAUAAGACCACUGUGUGUAAAUCAGAUGCCAACUGUGUUGCUGGCUCUUCAGGCACCCACAGCAAUGGAAUUGCAACAGGAAAAUGCGUGCUUUUCAAUGGGACUGUAAAGACAUGCGAGGUGGCAGCCUGGUGCCCAGUGGAGGACGACACACAUGUGCCAGAACCUGCUUUUCUAAAGGCUGCAGAAAACUUCACUCUUUUGGUUAAGAACAACAUCUGGUAUCCCAAAUUUAAUUUCAGCAAGAGGAAUAUUCUUCCGAACAUCACUACAACCUACCUCAAAUCGUGCAUUUAUGAUGCUGUAACAGAUCCCUUCUGCCCCAUAUUCCGUCUUGGCAAAAUAGUGGAGAGCGCAGGGCACAGCUUCCAAGACAUGGCCAUCGAGGGAGGCAUCAUGGGCAUUCAGAUCAACUGGAACUGCAACCUGGACAGAACCUCCUCCCUCUGCCUGCCCAGGUACUCCUUCCGCCGCCUGGACACCCGGGAUGUGGACCACAAUGUGUCCCCUGGUUACAAUUUCAGGUUUGCCAAGUACUACAGUGACCUGACUGGUGCUGAGCGCCGCACGCUCAUCAAGGCCUACGGCAUCCGCUUCGACAUCAUAGUGUUCGGAAAGGCUGGGAAAUUUGACAUCAUCCCCACCAUGAUCAACAUCGGCUCUGGUUUGGCGCUCUUAGGGGUGGCAACAGUGCUAUGUGACAUCAUUGUCCUCUACUGCAUGAAGAAAAGAUACUACUACCGGGAGAAGAAAUAUAAGUAUGUGGAGGAUUAUGAGCAGGGUCUUGGUGGAGAGAUGGACCAGUGAUGCUUACUCCAUACCUGGGCUCCCCACAGUCCUCAUCAGAGCACAGCACGGAGAAAAGGCUGCUAUGUCACCUCAGGGAAGGUUCCAGAGUCUGAGUCCAUCUCCAUUGCACAAGGACAUCAUGGUCACCCAGCUGUUUUGUGUGUAGGAUGUGCAGAGUAAACCACCCUGCACAGUGGGUUGCCUCAACUUGGGGAUGUUCAGGUGACCUCUGGCCCAAGGGCAGUGGUGAGUGCUACUGCCACUGCAGGGGCUGGGGCCUCACCUAGGGCCAGCCUUCCUCAGGGGCUCCCAGCUCCAGCUCCCUGCAAGACAGGCCCAGCUGUGGUCAGGCAGCCUUGUUCAAGCACUUUACAAGGGAAGGAAGGACAGCUAGGUGUGGUCACUAGACCUUGAGCACACCUGGGCUGCUGCUUCCCUCCCCCAUCCAUGCUGUCACAAGACAGAGUCUGUAUAUCCUCUGAAAGAAGAGGCAUAUUGAUGUGGUCGAGGACCAAACAUUAAAAUGAUUUUCUCAA